Messenger RNA from Epinephelus moara (kelp grouper), 7401 nucleotides. It is a transcript of the gene arfgef2, whose product is annotated as ADP-ribosylation factor guanine nucleotide-exchange factor 2 (brefeldin A-inhibited). The record is from RefSeq and is a predicted model, not a curated record. Gene Ontology annotation, biological process: regulation of ARF protein signal transduction. Gene Ontology annotation, molecular function: guanyl-nucleotide exchange factor activity. The coding region runs from base 260 to 5794 and encodes 1844 amino acids. Lineage: Eukaryota; Metazoa; Chordata; Actinopteri; Perciformes; Serranidae. The transcript has 39 exons.
UUUUCCAUGAGUUCACUGCGGGACCCUUGAACCCCAAUUUGGAGGUAACCCACUGCUCGGGGUGCUGUUGUCAAACCCCAGACAGCUGAGAAUCACGUGACAUGACGUGUCGACAGCAUGGCGGCGCUGAGCUGAGGUAGCGACUCGACUGGACUGACACCGAUAGCCUGGCUUUCGUUAGCUUUCCUUGACACCUGCUCACUCGCAGGGCCAGGCCGAAAAUGACGGCCUGAGAGAGAAGCUGUAACAAGACCAAGAGAUGCAGCAGCAACAACAACAGCGGCCACCACAGCAGCAGCAGCACUCACAGUCGAAGGCAGAAAACAGUAAAACCAAGAGCAUGUUUCUGUCCAGGGCGCUGGAGAAAAUCCUCUCGGAUAAGGAGGUGAAGAGGAGCCAGAACAGCCAGCUGCGCAAAGCCUGUCAGGUGGCGCUCGAUGAAAUCAAGGCAGAGCUUGAAAAACAAAAGGAUGGCACAGUGGUUCCACCCAGAGCCAACUACAUCGAGGCUGACAAAUAUGUGCUGCCCUUUGAGUUGGCCUGUCAGUCAAAGUCCCCCCGGAUAGUUAGCACCUCUUUGGACUGUCUGCAGAAGCUGAUCGCGUACGGCCACAUCACAGGCAAUGCCCCGGACAGCCGAACCCCAGGCAAGAGGCUGAUCGACCGGCUGAUGGAAACCGUCUGCAACUGCUUCCAGGGCCCGCAGACCGAUGAGGGAGUCCAGCUACAGAUCAUUAAGGCCCUGCUGACGGCAGUGACCUCCCCGCACAUAGAGAUUCACGAGGGUACCGUGCUCCUUACCGUCAGAACCUGCUACAACAUCUACCUGGCCAGCCGCAACCUCAUCAACCAGACCACCGCUAAGGCCACACUCACACAGAUGCUCAAUGUUAUCUUCACACGCAUGGAAAACCAGGCUGCUCUGGAGGCUCAGGAGCAGGAGAAGGAACGGCUUCGUCUGCCUCAGCAGAACCCGUCCCCAGUCCCAGGUAAUCGGAGGUCCGGCUCCCCCCGGUCUGACCGGACACCCACUCCGGAACCCCAGAACUCCCCGUCCCCAGCAGCCAGUUCUCCAGACCUCACUACCACCAACACCACCAGCUCCACGCCCCCACCUCCAGCCCCUGACGUGGACCAGGACCAAGCACCAGACACACCAUCAAUCAAUGGAGAACCUGAGGGCGGCAACGCUCCGAUGAAUGGAGGAGAGGAACAGAUCACACCAUCAAGAGAUUCUGUUUUUGAAGAUGAAGGUGUAGAGACACCUCCUACAGCAGCUGAGCCAGCUGAGGAAGGGGACAAACCAGAGAGCAAUCCAAAUCCAGCAGCAACUGAAGGGGAGGAGGGAGAACAACAAGGAACAGGAGGUGAGCACCACCCUGUUGAUGAGCAGACUGAAGUGGCUCCCCCCAGAGUCAGAACAGAGGGUCAGCAGAUGAACGGCAUCAUUGAGGACCGCUCUUCUGUUUCCUCCACAGAUAUGCUGGAUGCUGAGACUCUGCAGGGACCCCACAGUGCCGCCCGAUUCUCUCACAUCCUGCAGAAAGAUGCCUUUCUGGUGUUCCGCUCUCUGUGCAAACUCUCCAUGAAGCCUCUUGCUGAUGGACCUCCAGACCCAAAGUCCCAUGAGUUGCGGUCCAAGAUCGUCUCCCUGCAGCUGCUGCUCUCUGUGCUGCAGGGCGCCGGGCCCGUGUUCCGCACUCACGAGAUGUUCGUCAACGCUAUCAAACAGUAUCUGUGUGUGGCACUGUCCAAAAAUGGCGUCUCCUCUGUGCCUGAGGUCUUUGAGCUUUCACUGGCAAUCUUCCUCACCUUGCUCUCCCACUUCAAGGUCCACCUGAAGAUGCAGAUUGAGGUGUUUUUCCGGGAGAUUUUCCUGACCAUCCUGGAGACAUCGACCAGCUCCUUCGAGCACAAGUGGAUGGUUAUCCAGACACUAACACGCAUCUGUGCAGAUGCCCAGUGCGUGGUUGACAUUUACGUGAACUAUGACUGUGACUUGAAUGCAGCCAACAUCUUUGAGCGCCUUGUCAAUGACCUGUCUAAGAUCGCUCAGGGCAGAAGUGGUCAGGAGCUCGGGAUGACUCCACUGCAGGAGCUGAGCCUACGAAAGAAGGGUUUGGAGUGUCUGGUGUCCAUCCUUAAAUGUAUGGUGGAGUGGAGCAAAGACAUGUAUGUCAACCCAAACCUUCAAGCUAACCUGGGCCAGGAGCAUCCAUCUGACAGUGAGGGAGGAGAGCUGAAGCUCCCAGAGCAGCUGGUGGGACGUCGAGACAGUAUCAGCUCUCUAGACUCAACUGUCUCCUCCAGCGUCACGGUUUCCCAGGCGGACCAUCCGGAGCAGUAUGAGGUCAUCAAACAGCAGAAGGACAUUAUUGAGCACGGCAUCGAACUUUUCAACAAGAAGCCAAAGCGAGGCGUCCAGUACCUGCAGGACCAGGGCAUGCUGGGUUCCACAGCUGAGGACAUCGCCCAGUUCCUACACCAGGAGGAUAGACUGGACACUACCCAGGUGGGAGAAUUCCUGGGCGAGAACAUCAAGUUCAACAAAGAGGUGAUGUACUGCUACGUGGACCAGCUGGACUUUUGUGGGCGGGACUUUGUCUCGGCACUAAGAGCGUUCCUGGAAGGCUUCAGGCUGCCUGGUGAGGCCCAGAAGAUUGACAGGCUGAUGGAAAAGUUUGCUGCUCGAUACCUAGAGUGCAACCAGGGACAGACUCUGUUUGCCAGUGCAGACACUGCCUACGUGCUGGCAUACUCAAUCAUUAUGCUCACCACUGACCUGCACAGUCCUCAGGUGAAAAACAAGAUGACAAAGGAGCAGUACAUCAAGAUGAAUCGUGGUAUUAAUGACAGUAAGGACCUGCCUGAAGAGUAUUUAUCCUCCAUAUACGAUGAGAUUGCAGGCAAGAAGAUCGCCAUGAAGGAGAGCAAAGAGUUCUCAAUCACUCCAAAGUCCACCAAGCAGAGUGUAGCCAGUGAAAAGCAGCGGCGUCUGCUGUACAACAUGGAGAUGGAGCAGAUGGCGAAGACUGCCAAAGCUCUGAUGGAGGCUGUGAGCCACGCUCAGGCCCCUUUCUUCAGCGCUACACACCUGGAGCAUGUGAGACCCAUGUUCAAGCUGGCUUGGACGCCCUUGCUGGCAGCGUUCAGUGUGGGCCUGCAGGACUGUGACGACCCAGAGGUGGCGUCACUGUGUCUGGAGGGCAUUCGAUGCGCCAUCAGGAUCGCCUGCAUCUUCAACAUGCAGUUGGAGCGAGACGCUUAUGUCCAAGCCUUGGCCAGAUUCACCCUGCUGACAGCCAGUUCCAGUAUCACAGAGAUGAAGCAGAAGAACAUUGACACCAUCAAGACCCUGAUCACAGUGGCACACACUGACGGAAACUACCUGGGAAACUCUUGGCACGAGAUCCUGAGGUGUAUCAGUCAGCUGGAGCUUGCUCAGUUGAUCGGCACAGGGGUAAAGACACGCUACAUCUCGGGGGUGGUCCGGGACAGGGACGUCAGCAUCAAGGGCUUACCCUCCGGAACAGAGGAGUUCAUGCCCCUGGGGCUGGGUAACUUGGUGGGAAGUCAGGACAAGAGACAGAUGGCUCACAUCCAGGAGUCAGUAGGAGAGACCAGCUCUCAGAGUGUUGUGGUAGCUGUGGACAGGAUCUUCACUGGUUCCACCAGACUAGAUGGAAAUGCCAUUGUGGACUUUGUGCGGUGGCUGUGCGCGGUGUCCAUGGACGAGCUGGCCUCAGCACACCAGCCGAGGAUGUUCAGCUUGCAAAAGAUUGUGGAAAUCUCAUACUAUAACAUGAACCGCAUCAGGCUUCAGUGGUCUCGCAUUUGGCAGGUCAUAGGAGACCACUUCAACAAGGUGGGCUGUAACCCCAAUGAGGAUGUAGCCAUCUUUGCUGUGGACUCACUGAGGCAGCUCUCCAUGAAGUUCUUGGAGAAAGGAGAGCUGGCCAACUUCCGCUUCCAGAAAGACUUCCUCAGGCCUUUUGAGCACAUCAUGAAGAAGAACAGGUCCCCCACUAUCAGAGACAUGGUGAUCAGGUGUGUGGCUCAGAUGGUGAACUCUCAGGCGGCCAACAUUCGUUCAGGUUGGAAGAACAUCUUCUCAGUGUUUCAUCAGGCAGCCUCCGACCACGAUGAGACCAUAGUGGAGCUUGCCUUCCAGACCACUGGGCACAUUGUCAUGAACACCUUCCAGCAGCACUUUGCAGCUGCUAUUGAUUCGUUCCAAGAUGCAGUGAAGUGCCUGUCGGAGUUUGUGUGCAACGCAGCUUUUCCUGACACCAGCAUGGAGGCUAUCAGACUCAUACGACACUGCGCUAAAUACGUCUCAGAAAGGCCACAGGCCCUGAGGGAAUACACCAGUGAUGACAUGAAUGUUGCCCCUGGAGAUCGGGUGUGGGUUCGUGGCUGGUUUCCUAUUCUCUUUGAGCUCUCUUGUAUCAUCAACCGCUGCAAGCUGGACGUCCGGACCAGAGGUCUCACAGUCAUGUUUGAGAUCAUGAAGAGCUACGGUCACACCUUCGAGAAGCACUGGUGGCACGACCUCUUCAGAAUCGUCUUCCGCAUCUUUGACAACAUGAAGCUCCCCGAGCAGCAGACAGAGAAAACCGAGUGGAUGACGACAACAUGUAACCACGCUCUGUAUGCCAUCUGUGACGUGUUCACCCAGUUUUAUGAGCCUCUCAGUGAAAUCCUGCUGGCUGACAUUUUCACACAGCUACAGUGGUGUGUCAGGCAAGACAACGAGCAGCUGGCUCGAUCAGGGACAAACUGUCUGGAGAACCUGGUGAUUCUUAAUGGGGAGAAGUUCAGCCCUGAGGUCUGGAACAUCACCUGCUCCUGUAUGCUGGAGAUCUUCCAAAACACCAGCCCUCAUGCUUUGUUGACUUGGCGACCGGCUGGACAAGAAGAAGAAACCACAGAUGGCAAGCAUUUUGAUGCUGAUUUUGACAGCCUGUCCCAGAGCAGCUACGACAGAGCUCUAUCUGAGAGAGGACACAGCCAGAUGUCCAGCGACGACACCUGGAAGAGCAAGUCCAAUGCUAGAGUUUCAGACCAGAAGCUGUUUGCAGGCCUGCUGAUCAAAUGCGUGGUACAGCUUGAACUAAUCCAGACAAUAGACAACAUUGUCUUUUACCCAGCAACCAGCAAGAAGGAGGAUGCUGAGAACAUGGCUGCUGCGCAACGAGAUGCUCUGGAAGAAUCGGAGGCUGAGGGAGUCUACGCAGGCUCAGAACAGGGUAUGUACAGACACAUGACCUCUGCGCACCUCUUCAAGCUGCUGGAUUGUCUGCUUGAGUCGCACACCUUCGCCAAGGACUUCAACUCCAACAACGAACAGAGGACAGCACUCUGGAGGGCAGGCUUUAAAGGGAAAUCUAAGCCCAACUUGUUGAAGCAGGAGACCAGCAGUCUUGCCUGCAGCCUGAGGAUCUUGUUCAGGAUGUACUCUGACCUGCAGCUGCAGGACUCCUGGCCUGACAUCCAGACACGCCUGCUGCUCGUGUGUAGUGAAGCUCUGGCCUACUUCAUCAGUCUGACCUCAGAGAGCCACAGAGAGGCUUGGAACAGCCUGCUGAUGUUACUGCUCACCAGGACGCUACGGCUGCCCGAUGACAAGUUCAAGCCCCAUGCCUCCUGCUACUACCCCCAACUGUGUGAAAUGAUGCAGUUUGACCUGAUCCCCGAGCUGCGAGCAGUCCUCAGGCGCUUCUUCCUGCGCAUCGGCCUCGUCUUCCACAUCGCUGCUCCCGAGGUGGCGCCCGCCAGAACUCCCACAUCCUAGAAUGAGUGGGUGCAGAGUUGGGUGGAGGGACAGAUGGAGAAACGGAGAUGACACUGAUGAGUAGAUCACAGGUGGACACAUAAGAGACUUUCCCCCUCUUCUAGACUGGAACAGAUUACGGAGGGGCUGCAAUGGCAGGAGGGAGACGACCAAGACUGUAGCUUUUCUGUCUCAGUUCAGGAGUUUGCAUUAAAGUGUUCGGCUUUUCUACUGCACUCAGCUUGUAGAAAAGUUUCACCCUGUCCUUCCUCCCUUUUUUCUCUCGGGGAUGAACAGCACUGUGACCGGCACUCUCUGCUGACUGUUGUCAUUCAUCAUCCCCCUGACUCUCAUCUCAAACUGUAAUGACAAGAAAAGAACUGUAAACAAAUAAUUUAUUGAUAUUGUACCUGAUUUUGAUGGUUUGUUUUUUCUGUUUUGUUUUGUUUUUUUUUUUAACAAAAAAAGUGUCUCUACAUGCUGAAAGCAAAUGAACGAAAGCAUUGAAUUUGAGGAACCUUACAUUUGCCCUUUGUGAAAAAUCCCUUUUGGCCGCCUGUGCCUGUUAUAAAAUUAUAACAUCAUCAGUUUCGCCCUCAUAGUGAGUUUGGUGAUCUAAUCAAAAUAUCUUGUGAUAUCUCACAUGUUGAUGCCCAUCGCAAAGUAGUGUUUGCCACUUUAAUGUUUAUGUUCCUUUUUAUGUCUGCAUUGUUUGGUAGUGGGCUCAAGAGGCUGAAACUCUCAGCUGCGGGAGAAAACAAUCUGCAUCUCUUACAACACUAUGGGAGAUGUAAUGCGGCUUUGUUUGUGACGCGUCCGCUCUCUGUGACACAACCGUCCUGUCAUCUUUAUAAUUCCUUACCUGUAAAAGAGAUUUUACUUAUUUAUUUUGCUCACUUGCUUUAAUUUCUUUUAUGAUUACUUUUCAGCAUGAUUGCUGGUUUACAAUGAAAGGUUGGUUGAAAGACUUGCUACUUCCCUCUACCAUGCAUUCCUCUGUGUUGACCCAGUAAGCCUUACACUGAAGGACUUAACAUGGAGUCAACUCCUCUUGGCUUUAGAAUUAUAGCUGGCUCAUAAAACCCCCCACUAAUCCAUCAGUUGGCCCUGUAAGGUGACACAGUGGUUGUCCAUUUCCCACAGUCUUUUGCACAUCCGUUGCCGACAGUUUUCUCAUGUAUUAAUACCACCCAGUGCAUCACCUUGCUCUGGAUGGUUGGAACGCCUGUCAGUGUUGUCACAUUCAACAGUAGAGUUUAACCACAGAAAGGUUCAGGAACAGAGCGAAACCAAAACACACAUCUACAGAGACACUCUGUAACUCUGGAUCCCUCAUAGGUUAUUCCAUGCCUUUUUUAAAAAAGAAGGAUGUAUGUAAUUAUUUAAAGUGCAUUUAAAUAUUUUUUGAGAAGCAUUCCUUCCCUCGCAACUAUGGAUGUCUACUUUUCUUCCCUAAUGCUAGGGAAUAUAUAAAUAUAUAUAUAUACAGUAAAUGAAAAAAAGCAGACUGUAAAGUUUUCAAUGUAAGAUACAUAGAAAUGAAAGUGCUAUACGGUUCUAUACAUAAUAUUGUGAUGUAAUCUUCCAAACAUUUGGUGAAGUAAUCAAUAAACCCGAAUUCUGAUCCA